GCGGAGGAUGAGCUGUCAGACUGUGUCCAGUACUUCUUCGCAUUCGAUAUUCAUUCCGCGAGUGUUGCUGGAAUUUAUUAAAAUUCUAGAUUGGUUGUGCUUUGCAUUCCUUCGCAUUUCAGUUCGAUAGUUACUACACACCUCAAGCAUCAAAAUGACUAAUCUGACCGAAGAUCAAUUGGCUGAAUUCCAGGAGGCGUUCAACCUGUUCGAUAACCGUGGCGAUGGCAAGAUCCAGCAACAGCAGAUCGGCGAAUGUUUGCGAGCGCUCGGCCAAAACCCGACCGAGUCGGAUGUAAAGAAGUUCACGAUGCAGCUGAAACCGGACGAGCGCGUAUCGUUCGAAGUGUUCCUGCCCAUCUAUCAGGCCAUCUCGAAGCAGCGUACGGCCGAAACGGCCGAUGACUUUAUUGAGGGUUUGCGUCACUUUGACAAGGACGCGAGUGGUUUCAUUUCGUCUGCUGAGCUGCGCCAUCUGCUGACGACGCUCGGCGAGAAGUUGGGUGAUGAUGAGGUAGAACAGCUGCUCCAAAACCAGGAGGAUUCGCAAGGAAAUGUCAACUACGAAGAGUUCGUCCGGAUGGUGAUGAGCGGUUAGG
Molecule: messenger RNA, 599 nt
Organism: Anopheles maculipalpis
Lineage: Eukaryota; Metazoa; Arthropoda; Insecta; Diptera; Culicidae
Gene: Mlc-c
Product: myosin-2 essential light chain
Exons: 4
Coding region: 155-598 (147 amino acids)
Cellular component (GO): myosin II complex
Molecular function (GO): calcium ion binding; myosin heavy chain binding
Source: RefSeq, a predicted model, not a curated record